Molecule: messenger RNA, 9169 nt
Organism: Paramecium pentaurelia
Lineage: Eukaryota; Ciliophora; Oligohymenophorea; Peniculida; Parameciidae
Source: the annotation of a GenBank genome assembly
AUGUUUUAGUUUUGGGAAAAAUUAGGAGUAGGAUUUUGGUUUAAUUAUUUACCAAAUUCUGAUUCCUUGAGUAUGAAUUUAAUUGCCAUAUUUAGCAUCAUAAUCUUUUAAUACUAAAUAAGUAAAUUACCUAUUAUACAUCGUGGAAAAUAAUGAAUCUACUGAAUAUUCAAUUAUAUUUUAUUUAGAUAUAGAUGCAGACUUAGAAAAAAUUAAAUUAAAAGGAGUAAUUUAAUAUGAAUCACAAUCUUAAGUUUUUGAGUGUCCAUUAGAUACUUGGAAUUUUGAAGGUGAUUGGCAUCUAUUAUAUUAUUUUGAUGAUAAAGAAACUCACUAAAUAAACAUUUAUGUUUUAAAUUAUAGAACAAGGGUAACAUUUUCUUAAUAAUAAAUUGGAUCAAUAUUAUAUGGGUAAAGGAUAUUUUAAAGAAAUUAUGGAACUUUUUAAAUUCUUUAAGGGUCUGAAUUAGUAAGAUAUAGAUAUUUUCCUGGAAAGUUGGGAUUUAUAUUUGUCACAUUUUUUUAUAAUAUAUUCACUAAUUUAGACUAAUAUUUAAUGGAUUGUCCAAUAUCUUAUUCAUGCCAACCAGGAUAUUUUUCCCUAGUGGGUUAUAAUGAAGAAUUAAAAAAGAAUAAGAUUAUUUAAGGAACUAUAUAAAAUUCGAUUAAAAAAAUAGGAUAUGUUAUAUAAGGAUGGGUAAAGUUAAAUAGAAUUGAGUCAAUAUAAUAGUUGGAUACUGUACUAUUAAGAGUAACAACUCGUUAUUAAUAUUUUAAUGAGAAAUAGUAUGGAGAUCGAUUAAUAUAUAUAGUAUAUCAUUAAAACAUCAUUUAAGAUGAGAAUGGCCUGACAGUGUCUAUAAAUAGUUAUAAAUUCCCAAUAAUAGAGGAGACUUAUUAAAAUGAUGAUUUAGAUAAAAUAACUAUAAUUGGAAAGCAAUAUAGUGAAGCAAUAAUAUAAUGGCAUUAUUUUUAGUAUGAAAUUGGAACCAAAAAUAAUGAAGGAUAACCAUUGUUUACUAUAUAUUUUGCAUUUUUAAAUUAAAAAUAACAAUGGACAUGGAAUAAAUAAAUUAAUCAUUUUACAAAUAGCAAAUUUUAUUUAUUUAUAGGUGGUGAUGAUUUUGUUUCUAAUUUAUUUUCUGGAUUUUUAAGUGACUGGUCUUUCUCUAAAUUUUGUAAUCCAGUAGAUGUAUAAUUUAAAAUAAAAUGCCAUUUUUCUUGUAAAACAUGUGAUGGUGUUUCACCUUCAAAUUGCUUAAGUUGUAACAGUGAAAGUCAUAGAUUGUAUUCAAAAGAAUAAAAAAGAUGUCAAUGUGCUUAUGGUUACAUAGAAGUAAAAGAUAAUGAGAAUUGUUUAAGUAUAUAAAUUUGAGAUUAUAAAGCUCUGGAGGAAAUAAUGGCAAAUAUGAUAGUCGAUGAAUUUGAGAGAAAAUGUAAUAAAGUUGGAUAUUUUACUUGUGAUGAAGAUAAUAUUUAAUGCGAUUAUGGUUAUUUUUUAAUUGGCAAUGAAUGUAUUAUGUGUCCAAGAAUGAAUUAGGAGAUAUUAGAUGAAACUAUAGAAUGUGGAGAUUGCAUACUUAAUCCAGAACAAUUUUCAUCUACAUUAAAAUGUAGUUAUGAUUUAAAGGUUUUGGACGAAUAAAGAAAAUUUGCUUAUAAAUAAGUUAUUAGAGGAACUUAAUAUGAAGAAGUAUUUAAAAUAUUUUAAGACGAAUUCGGGAAGAGUUAACUUAAACUUUUUGAAGGGGAAUCCCUUUAUGGUUGUAAGGAUGGUUAUUACAAAGAUGUAGAUGGAAGAUGUAAAAAAUGCAUGGAAGGAUGUGAAGGGUGUCUUAUGGGUUCUAGUUGCAGAUAUUGUUUUAUUGGUUAUACAUUAAGAAAAGAUGGUAAUUGUUAAAAAUGCUAAACUUGUCAUAAUUGUAUGCUUGAAGAUAAUAAAGAAGUUUGUUUUUAUGAAGAUGAUUGUUUAAGUAAUCAAUAUUGGUCAAAUAAAUAAUGUUAUGAUUGUGGUUAAUAUUGUGGAAAAUGCCUUUAAUCAAAAUGUCUAUAUUGUAUAAAUAAUUAAGAUUACUUUAUUACAUUUGAUAAAUUAAAUUGUGCAAUUUGCAAUAUAAAAAAUUGUUAAUAUUGUUUCUAAUAUUAUAAAUCAGAUGGUAAAUAUUAUACAACAUUAGAUUAUAAGCCAUUUAUGGAAAAUAUUCAAUAAGAAUUUAUUAAAAUUGGAUGUGCAUAAUGUAAAUAUAAUAUGUUUUUUAACUUUUAUACUAAUACAUGUGAAGAAAGACCUAUUGAUUAAAUUGAAUGUUCUUUUGGUAUUAUAACUCAAGAUUCUGGUAUAGCCAUAUGCAUUAAAAGUCUAUUUCCUCUAAAAGGAAUAUAAUAAACACAAUGCAAUUCUUUAUCAUUUUGUGAAUAAUGUAUUCUUAAUUAUAUCAAUGCUGAUGGUUUUUGUAUUUAAUGUAGUGAUGGAUAUUAUUCUUCAAUUACUACUGGACAAUGUAAAUAAUGUCCUCUCACUUGUAAGACUUGUUAAUAAUAGAACACCAAUCAUUAAGAUUUUUGGAAAUGGGAUAUUAAAGCAUUUUAUAAAUACUUUGUAAAUUCAAAUGAUGAUCAUUCUUUUGAAUAAUAUGGUUUAAAUUUUGAAACAAAAGAUUUUGAAAUAGUUUGUACAAGUUGUUUUUCUGAUAGUUUCUUAUAUAAAAAUGAAUGUUUUAAUAAUUGUGGAUCAGACUGUAAUAAUUGUUAAAUACUACCUAAAUUCAAUUCUUAAUAUUCUCAAUGUUUUUAAUGCAAUAAUGCUUUAUAUAAUUAAUAGAAAAGUAUUAAUUAAAGUGAUUUAACAAUGUGUCAAGAAUGUGUUGUAUUUUGUAAAGCUUGUCAAUCAAGAGAUAUAUCAUAAAUAAAUAAAUUAAAUCCUUUUAUAACCAGUUCUUCAAAAUACACUAAUUAAUGUUAUAGUUUUGAUCAUCAUUUGCUAUAAUCUGAUUAAGAUCUACAAUAUAAUAUCUAAUAUAAGAAUUAAAUUAAUUUCCAUCCUUUUUUCAAAACACCUUAUAAAUGUUAGAAAUAUGAUAAAUGCAUCAAAACAUUAACUUUUAAUUAAUUAGUUUAUUGUGAUUAAAGUUAUUAUUAUUUUGACUACUUCAAUGAUUAACGCCCUAAUUAUAGGAAUUAAUAUAAAACAUAUUAUUAGUUUACAGUUUUUGAUAUUAUAUUGGAUGAUUAAAUCUAUAAUUUCAUUAAUGAAUAAUCAAUUGUAGAAAUCAAUUUUAUUAAUUUAAUCAAGACACACCCUAAUUAUUCUGGAAGUUGCUAUUAAUGGGAAGCUUAACCAGUCAAAAUUAAAAAUCCUUUUUCUUCUAAAAUAUUUACAAUUAAAACCGUUACAAUCAAACUGAUAGGUGAAUAAUUAACAAACUUACUUACAUAAGCAAGUUAUAGUAUUAUAGAUUUUGAUUUAAUUCAUUUUUAAAAUGUUGGAUUAUUAGCAAUAUCAACCUUAAGCCAUCCAAAUACUAAUCCAUAUAGUAUCAAUUGUAAAUUUAAUAUUAUAAAUUCCUAUAAUCCAAUCACUUUUAAAUUAAUUGAUUCAUAAAUACUAAGUACAAAUAAUCGAAGAUAAACUUCUUAUUCAAUAAUGAGCAAUAAUUCUUUAAAUAUUUUCUUUGAUAAUGUUACAUUCUUAGAUUUAAAUUUAACAGAUUCUAAAUUAUUAGAUUUUCAAACUUAAAAAACUACUAAAAAUUCAGAAUUUAAUGCUAGAAAUUUAGUUUUCAUUAAUUCUAAUUUCACUUAAUCAAGCAUCUUUUAUUUUGAAUCACUUAUUUUCACUCCUAACUAUAAAAUAUCAAUUAAAAAUGUUUAUGCUUCUAACCUUAUUUUUAGAUCAGGAUCUUAAUUUAUUAAUACUUCAUUCUUGAUGCAAUAUAAUAUAGGAUAGAUUUCACUAGAAAAUUUAUAUUUCUAAAAUAUAACAUUGAUGAAUUCAUCUUAAAUUUUGAAUCUUAUGGGUGCUGGUAAGUGUUCCAUUAAAAAUUUUACUUUAAAAAAUAUUAUUUUUUUAGAUGAUUCAUCAUUUUUAUUAUCAAAUAUAAUUAAUAUUGAAGACUUUCUAGCUAUUGAUAUAAUCAUAUAUUCUGGCUAUUUAAUCACCAAUAAAGGCACUUCAUCAAAAACAACUGAGUCAUUAAGAAAUGCUGAAUCUAUUAGGAUAAAAAAUGCUAAUUUUAUUGAUAACAUCUAUUAUAGUUCUUAAAGUUUUAUUGCUAUAUUUUAGAAUGAUCUUUUAAAUAAUUCACUUAAUAUUGAUGGCUUAAUCUUAACAAACAAUAGAUAUUAUAAUAUUAUAAAAGGAUCUAAAUAAAUUAAAUCUUUGAUAAAUGAUGAAUCCUUAAUAUACUUAGAAUGUUAAGUAUGCAUUCUUAAUAAUGUAGAAAUAUUUAGAGGCUUAGGAUAUCCAGAAAUUGCUAUUUUUAGAAGUAAAUCUUUAAAAUUUUCAAAUAUCUUAAUUUAAUAAAGCCCAUAAUUUAUUACAAAGACUCUACAUUCAUCUUAUAAAUGCAUCGAACAAUUCUUAUAUUUAGAUAUAUAUUAUGUAUUCUACCUAAGUUCUUUCAAUCAAGUAGAAAUGGAUAAUGUAGUUAUAUUUUAAUCUGUAAUUUUUGAUAAUCCAUUUUUCGUAUUUGCUAGCUAAAAUUAAUUAGAUGAAUAAGUAGAAAAUAGUUUUAUAAUAUCAAAUUCAAGAUUUUUUGAUAAUAUGUUGAUAAUAACAUAAUAAAAUAAAUUUACUUCAAUUAUAGCUAUAAAAACAGAGCAAUUAAUGAAUAUCAGUAUUAUAAAUACAAAUUUUACAUAGAACUAUUUAAAUGAAUAUUUCCAAGAUUAUUAAUUAUUUUCAUCUUCAACUUUAGUAAUUAAUGCCCAAUCAGGAAAUGUAUUAAUAUCAAAUUGCUUUUUUGAUCAUAAUAUAAUUUCUAAUUCUACUGAUUCAAAUUUGUUCAUUAAAACAAAUCAUCUUAGUAUUUAAAAUAGUGUCUUUACUAAAUAAAAUUAAAUGAACCCCAGUAUUUUCCAGAAAUACUUAUUUGUCUCAAAAAUAGACACUGAUAUAACUACUAAUAUUAUACUUAAUUUUUAAGUUUUGUCAUCUGGUGGAAAUGCCUAUAUUUUAAUAAAUUCUAUGAUACUAGAGUAAAUUGAGGUAGAAUAAUCUUUGGCCUUAAAUGGAGGAGCCUUUUACGUUAUUACAUCUUAAGAAGGUUCAAUAGAAAUAAGUAAUUCAAAAUUUGUAAAUACUUCGACUACAAUUAAUGGAUAUUAAAUAUCGGUUGGUGGGUGCCUUUAUAUUGAUUCUUCAAAAAGUCGUUUUAAACUUUAUAUUCAUAAUUCAUUAUUCUAAUUUACAUCCUCAAGAACAUAGGCUGGACUAUUGUACAUAGAACCUUCAUUUCUUAAAAAUGAAAUUAAUUUAGAUUAUUUAACCAUAUAAGAAUCCUUCUCAAUUUAAAAUUCUAUUCUUACUUUUUCUCCUAGUAGAUAAAACUCUGUAUAUUCAAACUUUUAAAUUUAAAACUCUUUAUUGAUAAAUAGUGAAAAUGGAUUUAAUUAUUAUAUAUCCUAACUAUAAGAUAUUUCUUCAUAAGAUGUUAAGCCAUUUUAAAGAGAAAAUCCCACUAUAUAUGUUCAAUAUUGUAAUUUUACAAUGCUCAAUUGUUCAUUUAUGUAAUUUCAUAUUGCUAGCAUUUUGGAGAUAUAUAAUGGAUACAUUAUAAACUUGAAUAAUAUAUAAAUUUCAAAUAGUACUUAUUUUUUAUCUCCAGUUAUAAGAAUUUCCUUAAGAGAAGGUAUUAUUUAAAUAUAUAUAUUUUAUAGGUUUUAUAGGUAAGAUCUUACUUUAAGAUUUCAAAUUGUAAUAAUUAUCAUAAUUUCAAACACAAUUUGAAGAUUGUCAAGAUUAGGAAAUAAUCACAAUAAAAGAUUUAUUAUGUUUUGAUGAUAUUUCUGAUAUUGUUUAAAAUCCUCUAAUAGAAUUAAAUAAAAUCAAUUUUACUAAUUAAUUAAUCUGCAAUAAAAAAUAGAUUUUUGAAGAAAACAAUUAUAACUUAAGUUUAGUUGAGAUAAAAAAUAUAGAUGAUUAUCAAGAAUUAAUAAUAGAGAAUUUAUUAAUUUCAAAUAUUGAAUGUUCUAAGUGUUAUUUUGGAGUAUUUAAUGUAAUGGAUGUACAUGCUAAUUCAAUAAAUUUAAGAAUGAAGAAUAUAAGUCUAAUUAAUAAUACAUGUGGUGUAAUUGGUUGUUUAUCAUUGUUGCAAAAUUCUAAUUUUUUCUUCGACGAAAAUUAAUAAAAUAGAAUUCUAUAAAAUUCAGUAGAAAAAAUAAAAAAUAUUUAAAACAAAUAGAUCUAAUUAAAGAUUAGCAACAGUCAAUUUAUAAAUAAUAUAGCUGAUUAUGGAGGAGCCUGCUUUUUUAUAGAUUUGAAUAUGUUAAUUGAAUAAUGCUUGUUCAAUAAUAAUUAAGCUAGAGAGAUAGGUGGGGCUAUCUAUUAUUACUCAGAAUAAUAAAAUCAUAUAUUAAUUUUAGAUAGUUAACUUAUACAGAAUAAAGCUUAAAUAGGAGGUGGAUUAUAUCAAAAUGGAGAGACUAUAUAAGAACUUAUAAAAGGAAAUGUAUACAUAAAUGAAAAUACAGGUAAAAAAUAUGCUGAUAAUCUUGCAUCUAUACCUAUGUAUUUACAUCUUUCAUUGGAUGGUGUAAAUUUAUUAAAAAAUAAAUUAAUAUUUAAGAACAAAACUACAUAAAUUGAUGAAGUUGAUGUCUAACCUUAUUCAUAUUUUGGUUCCUCUGAAAAAACUGAUUAAAUAUUAAUACCAUCAGGUCUUAAGAUAUAUGAUUACAAACACUUUGAUUCUUAGAGUAAUUCCUAUAUCAACUAUAAUUUUUCCUUUCGCCUCAUUCCAUUGAAUAUAUAAUUUGAAUAAAUGAAAAAUCUAAAUGGCACAGAGUGUAUUAUUAAUCCUUCAGUUGUAGAUAGAAAUAACAAAUUACAAAAAAUUUAGAAUAUAUUGGAUAAUAUUUCUAAUUAAUCACUAUCAUAUACUAAAGUUUAUUUCAAUGAUUAAACUUAAGAUUAUAACUUAGAUAAUCUGACAUUAUAUUUUAAUCCUUUACAAGAAAAGCAAUAUUCUCUUUAAUUAGCUUUUUUAUGUAAAGCAAUAAAAGUUCCUAUUUAUAAUGACUAUGCUCCUUAUGAAUUAAAUUAUACUCUAGAUAAUUAUAUAUUAUUAUUACAUUUGAGAACUUUCAAAUGUCAAUUAGGAGAAUAUUUAAAUUCUACAUCUGGUGGCUGUGUUCAAUGUGAUAUAACUUAAAAUCAAUAUUCAGUUUAAUAAAAUGCCUAAGCUUGCUAAUUCAAAGAUGAAUAGAAAAUGAAAUCAAUAAAACCAGCAAUGAUUGAAUUACGAUCAGGAUAUUGGAGAGCAUAUUAUUAUAGUAACAUUGUUGAACUCUGCUAUCAUUAAUAUUAAAAUUGUUAAGGUGGAUGGUUUGCUGGUAAUCCAUCUUGUGGAAUAGGACACAUAGGAGCAUUAUGUGAAUAAUGUGAUUUAUAUAAUAUCAGAGGAUAAGGUUAUUUUUCAAUAGGUUAAGCAUAUAAUUGUAGUAGUUGUUAAUAAGUAGCAAAGAAUAUUAUAAAUAUAGUUUUAGUUGUAUUAUGGACUUUAUUAUCUCUAUUCAUUUCAGUUACCAGCACAGUUUAAAUGAUUGAAGAGUUUAUCUUUUAAUUGAAACUUAAAUCAUUGCGAAAUUAUAUUAUUACCUAACCAACAUCUACAUCUGUUCUAUUAAAAGUUUUUACUAACUAUCUCUAGAUUAUCAGUUCAAUAACUUCAUUUUAAUUAUCAAUCCCAUUGGGAAUAACUUUAGUAUUUAGUGGUGUUGGUAGUCCAAUAGAUUCAAUGGCAUUUUCUUUAGAUUGUUUUUUAGCUGAAUCAAAUUAAAUGAUUCCAAUAUUAUAUUUUAGAAUUAUUUUUAGUCUUUUAACAAUAGGAAUAUAUAUAUUGUUGUUUUUUACAAUUUACAUAAUGCUUUUAUUUAUUAAGAAAAGUAAGUUUUAAAUAACAUUUAUCACUACUACAUUUAUCUACAUUUAUAUUUAUUUAUUUCCUAACAUUAUCAGUGGAUUAAUUGGAUUGUUGUCAUAUAGAAAAAUAUCAAAUGAAUUUUGGGUAUCAGGUAAUGUAUCUUAUUUAUAUGAUACAUAUUAACAUACUAUAUGGCUAAUUAGUUUUGUUAUACCAAGCUUUUUUAUUUUAGGAUUGCUUAUACCAUUUUUAUUUUGGUUUGUUGUUUAUUACAAUAGAAAAUAGUUAAAUUCAAUGAAAGUAAGGAAGAUGUGGGGCUACUUAUAUAAUGAAUAUAAAUUAGAAACUUAUUACUGGGAAACUUUGAAGAUUCUAUAAAAAGAAUUAAUCAUUUUGGUAUUAUUAUACUAUUCUGAUUAUGUUGCUGUUAAAGCUUCUUUAGUUUUCUUAAUUCUCUAUAUUUACAGUCAUUUAAGUACUAAAUACAAGCCUUAUUAAUCUGCUCUAUUAAAUAAAAUAGACUUCUUAUCUACAUCUAUUUGUUCAAUAUCUAUAGUCUUAGCAUCUUCAAUCUAUACAGCAUAAUCUUUUGACAUAAUUGAAGUUGUAUUGCCAUUUUAUACAAUCUUAGGAGUCUUAAACUUUUUAUUUAUUGCAAAUAUGCUAUAAAAAUUGAUAUAUGCUUACUUUGAUAAAAUGUAAAAAACAAUUGAUGAUAUUAAAACAAUAAUAUAUCUAAAGUUUCCACAUAUAAUCAAUAGGAAUAGGAACUUAAAGAGAAUAUUCAUUUAGAAUUCAUUAAGAAAGAAAUUGAUUAAAGAACGGUUUAAAAUGAUUAGAGAAUAUUUAAUUAAUUAAGCUUAAUAGAUAAUAUCAUUUAAAUCGUAUUUAUUUUAAUUUGAAUUAGUUCCAUGACAAUGGAUGGAGGAAUGCCAAAAUUGACAAUGAGAAAUGAAUAAACAACAAUUACUGAACCAUUAUCAAUUUCUAAUCGUAAUACUGGUAGGCUAUUGAGACAGAGUAAGUAUUUUUCAAAAUAGCCCAGUUAAUUUAUUUUUAAGACUAUUGUUGAAAGUAAGUUAGAAUGA